AUGACUGAUAGUGUGUACUUCAAUGAGCGGACAAAAACUUAUGACAUUCCUAUUUCACACUUGGACUUCAAAUAUCUUAAUUCCUGUAAUGACGUUGAUGAGCUGGAGAAAAUAAUGAAAACUUUGAGAUCCGGUGAAGUUGGUCGUUAUACAGAGCUAGAAUCAUGUUGUGAAGAAAGAAUACGUAUUCUGAAUCCCAACAGCCGGGUGUUACGGAAAUCAGUAGAACCCGUAAGACUGACUCAGCUGGAUAAAGAAGAAAGAUCUCAGAUUGAACAAGAUUUUCAGAGUUGGCUUAAUGAAAUGAAGUCUUCAGAUGAAGAGUCCGAUGAGAAACAUGAUGAAGACGCCUAUUAUUCUUCUUCUUCAUUGAGAAGAACAAAACAGAAAUUAACUUCUAGGAAAAAACUAGCCGAUGAGAAGGAGGAGGAGGAGGAUGACGAAUUAGCAGAAAAGUGUAUAAAGUAUGAUAAUGAAAACUUACCACCUAUUCGACGAACAGUUAUCUUUAAUGAUGAACCAGCGUUACGAGUAUGCUCAAGUGGUGAUAAUACCUUUGGUAGAAGAAUAUUGAAACCAAAAGAUUAUAGUGAAUGGGAUAAGUUGGAAAAAGUUUGGGAUAAAGAAUUAGCAGAAGAAGAAGGAGAACACGAGAAGACAGCGCGUAAAUCUGAAAAAGGUGAAACUAUGAAUUUAUCCACUGCUGAAACACGUGGAUUACAUAAACUUGAUUACAAGGAACUAGCCGCCAGAGUGUCUAAUAUGCCAAUUCAUACAAGAAAACAAUUAGCCGAGAGAGAAAAAGACAAAGGGAAUGAAUGCUUUAAAUCAGGUGACUUUGUUGAAGCAUUGAACUAUUACAAACGAAGUCUAACUAUCUAUGAAACAAGUGCUGUAUACAAUAAUCGAGCAUUAGUGUACUUACGACAGAAACAAUGGAAUUUAGCAGUGAAUGACUGUACAAAAGUGUUGAAAUCUGAACCGGAUAAUUUAAAAGCUUUAUUUAGACGUGGACAAGCAUAUUAUGAAUUACAUAAUCUAGGAGAGGCUGAAAAAGAUUUAGAAAGACUUACUGAUCAAGAUCCAACAAACUUUAAAGCUCAGAAUUUAUUGCGUAAUGUAAGAAUAGCUAAGUCAAAACGUGAAAAUUCCCGCUUAGAAGGAUAUCGACGUAUGACUAUAACAGAUGUUGGUGAUUCCUCAGACAGUUCAGAAAGCGAUGAUGAAGAUAUACAGGAAGAAGAGGAAAAUAACAAAAAAGAAGGCGAAGAAGAAGUAAACGGGGAUAAACAACAAGAAGUCAUUGAGGUGAAGAGCAGUGUGAAUACUUCCGAAGGAAUGGAUCACAGUGAUCGUAAUAAUGAUGAGGACGAUGAUUGUAAUCGUGUAAUAAAUAGCAGUAAUAAUAACGUCAAAUUGACUAACAAAGUAACAGAAGAGAUGACUGGAGAAAAGAAGAAGAGACAAACUACCGAUAUCACUACAAAUAAAACGACAUCUCAUGGAGAUACAAAUUGUCACACUGAAAUCAAAGAAUCUUGCAUAGAUAAACACACAACAGAGGCAAUCACGGAUAAAAGUUCAAUAUCAAAUUAUGAAAAAUUAAAACAAAAAGGAAAUCAGUGUUAUAAAGAGGGAAAUAUGGAGUUAGCAUUAAAAUAUUUCAAUGAAUGCAUUGAAUUAUGUUUAAAGCAUAAUUUGAACAGUGAUAAACGAUUAGCUGUUAUCUAUCGUAAUCGUUCAUUGGUAUAUUUACAAACUAAUGAAUACCAGUCGGCGGUCAAUGAUUGUAAAUUGGCUUUAUCCAUAGAACCAAAUUGUCCAAUUGCAGUUUAUCGAAAAGCCUUAGCGCUAAAGAAAGCAGGUGAUUACAUCAAUUGUUUAAAAGAUUUGGAAAAAGCGAAAAAUUUAUGUCCGAAUAAUCAAAAGAUUAUUGAAGAAAUAAGAGAAGUGAAAAACAUUCUAGAGAAAAAGACGACAAAUUGGAGUGUAGACGGGCCUUCUUCAUUAAAAAAUAGCACUUUGAAUACAACAACAACAGCAACCGAUAUUGAAAUAGUUGAAUUACCAAAUAUUGAAAUUGGCGAUGAUGAAGAUACCAGGAGAGAAGUCGAGAAGUUUGACAGCGACAAUUACGAUAAUGGUGAUGGCGAUGAUGCUGAUGAUGAUGGUUAUGACAGAUUAUCAAGCGUACAAUGUACAAGUAUUACUGCAUCCACUGAUGAAUUCCCUUAUCCUGAGGAUAUUUCAAAGAACACCUCCAGUGACAAUUCAGUUAUAUCAAAACCAAUCGAUAAUGACUGGGAAGUUGUAAAUAUUAUCAGUCAAGAAAAUAAACAAACUUGUAGAACUAAUAAUAAUACAACCAAUGAAAGUGAUAUUACUAAACGGUUUAUACAAAGGAAACAGAUAACGACUCCUCAUGAAUUUCAAACAUUUUGGAUAAAUAUUCAACAUAUGGAAAAGUUUAGUCCAGUCGAUGCUACAAAUGAAAUUAUAAAAUUACUGAACUAUAUACAACCGGAAGAAUUACCAAAAUUAAUUGGAAUUCGAAUGGAAGCUGAAAUGUUGGAUGAUUUGUUGAAUGCAAUUGAUAUGAAAAUGUCAACUGAAAAUGAAAGUGUAUCACAUAUCUACGAGAUUUUAAUUAAUUUGAGUAGAACAGCUCGAUUCGACUGCGCUCUAUUUUUGAUUAAUGAUCGAACAGUACAAGCUAUCAAAAAUAUAAUGUACAAAUUUCAACAUUACAAAUUCGACCAAGAUCAAAUUGAACACCUUCAAUCAAUCUAUUUAUUAUUAUAA
Molecule: messenger RNA, 2802 nt
Organism: Trichobilharzia regenti
Lineage: Eukaryota; Metazoa; Platyhelminthes; Trematoda; Strigeidida; Schistosomatidae
Source: the annotation of a GenBank genome assembly